UGACCGUUGUUUUCACUUUUUUGGUUACUGGUUUUAGACAAGUAUUAGUAAUUUCUUUUUCUUCAGCUAUUUGAUCAUGCGCUAGAAUUUGCAAUUAAGCAGGAGAGAGAGUAAAGAUGCAGCAACCAGGGCCAAUGUUUCCUGUCAUGCCAUCGUUUCCACCUACAAAUAUCACCACUGAGCAGAUUCAGAAGUACCUAGAUGAGAACAAGAAACUGAUAUUGGCUAUUCUGGAUAAUCAAAAUCUAGGCAAACUUGCUGAAUGUGCCCAGUACCAGGCUCAACUUCAAAAGAACCUGAUGUAUUUGGCUGCUAUAGCUGAUGCCCAACCUCAGACACCAGCAAUGCCUACACAGAUGACUCCUCAUCCUGCAAUGCAACAAGGAGGGUUUUACAUGCAGCAUCCUCAGGCUGCAGCCAUGGCUCAGCAGCAAGCCACGUUCCAGCCACGACCGCCCUUUAAUAGCCCACACCUAUUACAAGAUCCUCAGCAACAUCCAAAUAUCCAACACAGCCACCUGCAAGUCGGCCAAGGGCAACUGGCCAUGAGUUCCGUCGGUCCCAACAAUGGCAUGAAUCCCCAACAUAACGACGCCAAUCUCGGAGGGGCCAGCAGCAGUAUUCCCGCAUCAAAUUCGAACCUUACUGACAUCCGCGGGGUAAGUAGGCAAGAUAAACCUGAUAGUCGGAUUGCAGGUGGCUCUGAUGGCCAGGGAAACUCUACUGCAGUUCGUGGUGGUGGAGAUGCAGAGGAAGGCAAGUAAAGGGCGGCAUAAAAUAAAUGUAGCAUUCCGCUAUCUGGUUGUUGAUAAUAGGCUUCGUGUUGUAGAACUAGCAAAGUUUGUUCGACUAGGAAUAGUGUUUCUUUCUGCUCCGCGAGGCUGGGGUCUGUUGUAGUGACAAAGGCAGGAACGAAUGAAUGAACAGUUUUUCCAUUCUAGGUGGCCUCUUGUGAGUUGGGCUAAGAAGCCUGUGUUUGCAUGCUUAUUCUUAACAAAAGGAAGAAUAAUUGAAGAAAA
Messenger RNA from Salvia splendens (bonfire salvia), 1019 nucleotides. Its product is annotated as GRF1-interacting factor 3. Bases 117 to 764 code for a protein of 215 amino acids. The transcript is spliced from 5 exons. The record is from RefSeq and is a predicted model, not a curated record. Lineage: Eukaryota; Viridiplantae; Streptophyta; Magnoliopsida; Lamiales; Lamiaceae.